Mytilinidion resinicola is the source of this 987-nucleotide messenger RNA. Its product is annotated as RmlC-like cupin. Gene Ontology annotation, molecular function: dioxygenase activity. The record is from RefSeq and is a predicted model, not a curated record. The coding region runs from base 1 to 987 and encodes 328 amino acids. The transcript is spliced from 3 exons. Lineage: Eukaryota; Fungi; Ascomycota; Dothideomycetes; Mytilinidiales; Mytilinidiaceae.
AUGGCUAGCCUUCCUAUCUCCACUAAGGACCACGACACCCAGGAACUGCUUUCCAUCCUUGGGGAGACUCAUACGAAGCCGCUUUGGGCCCAAAUGACUCGAUUAAACCCACCCCUUCCAGAUCCCAAAACUAUCCCACAUGUUUGGAAAUAUGACGAGAUCCGCCCGAACCUCAUACGAGCCGGCGAACUGAUCACCGAAAAACAGGCGGAGCGACGCGUGCUUAUGCUCGUCAAUCCUGCUCGAGAUGCACCUUUCACGACCGACACGCUCUAUGCUGGCCUCCAGCUUGUCAUGCCCAACGAGACUGCGCCCGCCCAUCGCCAUACCGCUUUUGCAAUGCGCUUCAUCAUUGAAGGGACCGGGGGCUUCACGGCCGUUCAUGGCCGACGAAUCAAGAUGCAGCGUGGAGACGUUAUCUUGACGCCAACGUGGAACUGGCACGACCACGGCAAAGACGGCUCAGGCCCCAUGAUCUGGCUUGAUGGACUUGACCUGCCAAACUUUGUCCACUUUCCGGUACAUUUUGUGGAGCACUUUGCGCAGCCUCGAUACCCCGCUGAGGAUAUCGAUACUUCGAACUCGCCAAUCGUCUUCCCCUGGGCAACCAUGCGAGCCACGCUUGACGCCGAGGAUAAGGACUGGGUCUCGAAGCCAUACCUGAAAGCCGAUGGCAGCGAAGUCAGCAAGAUCCUAGGUGGCUCAGCAGCACGCCUCGCACCAGGCAAAUCUUCGCCUGCAGUUCGAGAGACUUCAUCAGCUGUUGUUCACGUUAUCGAGGGGAGUGGCCAUUCCCAAAUUGGAGACAAGGUCAUCACUUGGAAGAAAGGCGACACCUUCUGCAUCCCAGCUUGGUUUAGAUACCAACACUUUGCCGAUCAGGGAGAAGAUGUCUAUCUGUAUCGGUUUGACGACAAACCAAUGUUGAAGUCGUUGGGAUUCUACCGUGCGGAUGGUGUGGACCUCGAGUCGCUGGUCUCUGAGUAG